Molecule: messenger RNA, 2427 nt
Organism: Aspergillus mulundensis
Lineage: Eukaryota; Fungi; Ascomycota; Eurotiomycetes; Eurotiales; Aspergillaceae
Product: putative metalloreductase transmembrane component
Exons: 1
Coding region: 1-2427 (808 amino acids)
Biological process (GO): iron ion transport; intracellular iron ion homeostasis; copper ion import
Cellular component (GO): plasma membrane
Molecular function (GO): ferric-chelate reductase activity
Source: RefSeq, a predicted model, not a curated record
AUGUCGUCUUGGGAUCACGUUACUAGAUUUGUGAAGCGCAUCAACUUCCCCAGUGAUACUCCUUGGGGUGAUGCAGUGCUCGAAGAACGCCAGCACGAUCCAUGGUCCAAAGCCGGCAAGUAUGGAAGAGGCUGGGUGUAUUUCUCGUUGGUGCUGCUGGCAAUAACGACUGCAAUUCGCUUUUACCAUACCUGGGGGGAUCGGGUCAGAAUUGCUUUGCACAGAGAGAAACCACGGGCAGGAAUUCAAUCUCCUCAAGACGAAUAUGAGCUUCCGAGCGCCGCCACCGACAGUUCGACUACGCUGUUCUUCCCGGCACAAGGGCCCCUCCAUGCCAAACAGCAGCAGUCUUCCGUUUCAACUGUUGCGCCAUUGAACAAUGCCAUUGCACUCGCGCGCUGGAUCUUCUAUCGUUCGCUCCCGGAGAUCCGAUUAGGGAAAUACCGAAUCGUUUUUCCUUCGCUAGGAGCGUCGGCAAUCAUCCUCGCGGCCCUGAUAUUCGUUACGCUCUAUUGCUUCGUUCCACAGCCGCUCUACUACUCGUCUAACAGGAUCGGAUCGCCCCCUUUGGCUAUCCGCGCAGGAAUGUUGGCAGUCGCAAUGAUUCCGUGGAUUGUGGCGAUGAGCACCAGGGCAAAUUUUAUCAGUAUGUUGACUGGCAUCGGCCAUGAGAGGUUGAAUGUGCUUCAUCGGUGGGCUGGCUACAUCUGCCUGUUUCUGAGUCUCGUCCACACGAUCCCGUUCUACAUAACACCAAUCUGGGAACAUGACAUGCUGGAGAUAUACCAACUUUACCUCACCCCGCACAUUUACGUUUAUGGAACAGGGUUGGCGGCACUUGUUCCCCUGUGCUUUCUAUGCAUUCACUCAUUACCGAUUUUGCGCGACUGGAUGUAUGAAUUGUUUCUGAAGGUCCAUCUUCCCGUGUCUAUCAUAUUUGUUGCCAUGCUCUUCUGGCACACGAAAAACUACCUAUCGUCAUGGGCCUACCUGUGGUCUACAAUUGCCAUACUGGUCCUUUCCUACGUUGUGAGGUUGGGCUACCUCAACUGGACCAACCCUUUGCGACUGUCGUUUAUGAUUGGAGAGGAUUCCGCGGUCACUGUUCUGCCACAAAAUGCGAUCAAGAUCACAAUUCCGACUCAGAUGAGGUGGAAGCCUGGGCAAUAUGUAUACCUACGCAUGCCUGGUGUCGCUUUCUUUCAGAACCAUCCUUUCACUAUCGCCUCGUUAUGCAGCAAUGAUUUACCCUCCAACUACGGCGAUGAAUACCGCGACUUGGCCCUUGUCUUUCGCCCAUUUCGUGGAUUUACGCGCAAUGUGCUUCGAAAAUCCGUCGAAUACGGACCGUUCAAAACAUGGACGGCUUUCCUUGAGGGGCCAUAUGGAGGUAUGCGGCGGCAGAUGGCAGCUUUCGAUGAUGUGAUCUUCUUCGCAGGCGGUAGUGGCAUUACUGCUAUCGCUAGUCAUUUGUUGGACUUGAUCAAGAAAAUGCGCGAGGGCAAAGCUGUCACGAAAUCAGUCCGAGUCAUUUGGGCCCUAAGAGACCCGGAAUCCAUUGACUGGUUCAAGGAGGAAUUGCGCAUCUGCAGAGACCAUGCGCCUCUUAACUCUGUGCACUGCUACUUCUACCUCACAGGUGCCAAGGACGACAGCGGCCACCCAUUCCCCGUCCAAGACCAGCAGCUGUACCGCGAUAUCGUACAGGAGAAGAUCUACGAUACGCUCCAGGAAAUCGAAAAGCGCAGCUCAGCAUACAUCCGCGAGGAAGCCGCCGGGGACGAGGAGCGAGAGAAGGAACUGCGUCGCGAAAACGAAGACACCCUCACGGCCCUACCUCCUCGCGUCUACACCUCAAAUUUACCGCGGUCAUCAAACUACCAGUCGCCCCAACAAAGCACCAGCCUCUCACCAUAUCAACAAUCUCCCUACCAGUCGCCUUACCAAUCUCCCUACCAAUCCCCACAAUCCCAAUUCCCACAAUACCAAUGUCCAUCCACGUACCUCCAACAAUCACCCUAUAUCUCGCCUCAAAGCCCACCAAACGCCCCCUUCGACUUCGGCUUCAGCCAGUCCCAGCAGCAAUCCCAGUCCUACUUCCCACCACAACCGCAACCCCCAACGACAGCCCCUCCCCAACUCACAAUCCAAACCGUCCCCGUCGCAACGCCGCGUCCAAACCCGCGCUUCGCAUCGCUACCUUUGCAGAAACGCAACGGGUGGAAAGUCGAAUACACCCGCCCCAACGUCCCUAAUAUGCUCAAGGAGUUUUCCAAGACGUUCGGCCGCCGGACAUGCGUUUAUGUCUGUGGGCCUCCGAGUCUGCGCAUGGAUGUCUCCGAUGCUGUUGCGGGGCUGCAAUCGCUUGUGUUGACGGAUUCGUCCAAGGAUGAGAUUUUCCUGCAUGCGGAGAACUAUAAUAUUUAA